This is a messenger RNA of Megalobrama amblycephala (Wuchang bream), 981 nucleotides long. RefSeq names its product epidermal differentiation-specific protein-like. The record is from RefSeq and is a predicted model, not a curated record. Gene Ontology annotation, biological process: visual perception; lens development in camera-type eye. Lineage: Eukaryota; Metazoa; Chordata; Actinopteri; Cypriniformes; Xenocyprididae. Bases 284 to 691 code for a protein of 135 amino acids. The transcript has a single exon. Gene Ontology annotation, molecular function: structural constituent of eye lens.
CUCAGUUAAGAUGCAUCUUAGAGUUUAAAGAAUGUAGUGGGUCAAUUUACAGUAUUUGGGAUUUGGCCAUUAACAGUAGCAACUUGUAUCUGAGAGUUAAGCAGCAGUCAAAGUGAACAUAAUACAGUGUUUUUUUUGGUUUUUCGUUUUUCACUUGGCAUAUUUGUGCUUUAAAAGGCAGCUCUGCACACCAAGUAAGUCACUGUUUCCAGCAGAGCCACAGGAAGCUGCUUCAGAAACACUUGCCUUCUCUAGCAUCUCUCUCCUCCAAUCUUCAAUCAAAAUGAGCAAGAUCAUUGUUUUUAGCAAAAACAUCUUUGAAGGCAGAACAGCUGAAUUCAAGAACGAUGUCCGCAACUUAGAAGAAAAGGGUUUCAACGACGUCAUCUGCUCCAAAAAAGUCAUCGGUGCACCAUGGGUGGCGUAUUAUGACGAGAAUUUUGCUGGAAAGCACCUGGUGUUUGAGGAAGGAGAGUACUCUACCCUUGAUGACAAAGGCCAGUUUUCUUCCCUCAGGAUAGUCACAGGUGACCUGGACAACCCUGAAAUCCAGCUAAAUGUGAAUUAUCAAGGAAGAAGCAUGACCCUACGCAAGGAAACCAAUCUUCAUGACAUUGAUUUCAGUGACAUAGCUUCUUCUCACAAAGUGAAAGGUGGUGUCUGGGUGCUAUACCAGCACAUGAGUCAUUAGGGUUCCCAGAUUAUUUCUUUACCUGGUGAUGAAGUUCCCAGCUGUUGUCCACUCUCCUUCAACGACGUGGCCAGCCAUGUGCGCCCCUUGCUGCCGAAGCCAUAGACAGCAUCAUUCAACGUACGCUUUCUACAACUGAAUAUGAACUGGAAUCCUUCGAGGAAGAAUUAGGAAGAUUGUGGGGAAUGAUAAUUCUUGACCAGAAACGAUGACUCUGACUGAAAUAAAUCAGUAACACUUUACAAUAAGGUUCAUUACAAUAAUGUAUUAACUAACAUGAACUAACCAUG